AUGUCAUUGGAAGCAGCAUUAGCAGAGGAAAGUAAAAACAUAUUGAGAAGACUAGACGGGAGACCACCCACUGUUCUCAGGGGACGUAAGUCCAUAGACCGUUCAAUGUCUCCACAUGGUCAAUUAAGGUCAACUUCAAGAGGUAGAAAUAGAGGAAGAUCAUCAGAUAGACGUAGUCGUGGUGCGUCAAGAGCUAGAUCACAAGGUGAAGAUGUCAAUUACAAGUGGUCUAUAUUGUUCCAUGAUCCCUCAGAUAGAUUUAUCAAUAGUGAUGAUAACUUAGAUAAAUCUGGUAAUGAAGAUGAUGAAGAUGAUAUAAGUGAAGAAGAACAAAUUAGUGAUGAUGAACAAGAGUUUGAGUAUGAUAUCAAUGAUUUAAGACUACCAAACUAUAGAAUAUCAAUCAAUGAUUAUUAUAGAGGGAAAGUUGCAAAAGUUUCUCAACCAAAUAAUAAUAAAAAUAAUAAUAAAACAAACACUAUUGGUGCUUCCACUGCUUCAAAAGUUAUUAGUAGUAUUGCCAAAAAUUUAAAUUUUGAAAAAAAUGAAGAACGUCAUAUUAAAAAAGAAGGUGAAAAAUUGGAACAAUUAAGUGAAGUUUUAGCCUUGGAAAAAGGUUUAGAAGAUGCUAAAAAUCUUGGUGAAAAUGUCCCUAGAGAGACAAUUGAUGAAGUUGCCAAAAAAUUAAACGAAAUAGGAUUCCAAGGUGAUAAAUUAAGUGUUAAUGAUUUAGUUAAGUUGGAAAAUGCUAAAGAUACAAAAUAUGAAGAAUAUAAGAAGACUUUAAUUGAUGAAUCAAAAGAUCUAGAAAUUGAUAAUACAACAUCACAAUCACAAUCCUCUGAAGUAGAACAAGAAGAAAGAAUUGUGGAAUCUCCAUUAGACUCAAAUGAAACAAAUUUAAGAGUUUCAAGAUCAAUUACUUUGGGUAAAUUCUUCACAAAAGGUUUAACAAGUUCACAAAUUAGAUCAUAUUUAUUAUAUAUGGAUUUAUCAACAGAAUCAAUAAAUUCAUUACAAUAUACUUUAGGUUCUGUUGUUAAGAGUGGAGAUGUUCUUUAUAUAAUAAAUACAGUUAAUGAUGAAGAUUCAAUUGAAUUUUAUCAAAAACAAACUGAGAAAUUAACAAGUUUAGUUAAAACUUAUAUGAAUUUAAUUGCAGAUUCAAAUUUUAAAUUACAUGUUGUUAUUGAAAGUAUAAGUCAAGAAUAUCCAAAACAUUUUUUGAAUAAUUUAAUCAAAUAUUUAAAACCAAGUUUAUUAAUUGUUUGUUAUAGAAUUAUUAUGAAUGAAUUAAGUAAUUAUAUUUCAAAUAUUCCAUUAAUGAUUAUUAAAAGAAAAGCUAAAAGAAGAAAGUCUGCUGUAUAA
Messenger RNA from Hansenula ciferrii, 1368 nucleotides. It is a transcript of the gene IMP21, whose product is annotated as Imp21p. Lineage: Eukaryota; Fungi; Ascomycota; Saccharomycetes; Phaffomycetales; Wickerhamomycetaceae. Bases 1 to 1368 code for a protein of 455 amino acids. The record is from RefSeq and is a predicted model, not a curated record. The transcript has a single exon.